AUGACACCUUUAGAAAAUAAAGAAGAAAGAGCCUCCGUCAGUGAAGCAUUUAGUUCUCAGGCUAAUUUUGAUGCUGGUGAGAAAAAGAUUUAUCGAUUAUUACUGAAAUCGAUUAAAGAAUAUAACCGAAUAUUUGAAGAAGUAGAUAAAUCAGGCAAUAAAACCUGCUCAGAAUGCUUAACCGAACAACUAGAAAUAACUAAACGAGAAACUGGUCAAGAGUUAACUAUUGAAACCGAGCCAUUAGAACCAAAAGAAUUAAUUAAACCUUGUCAAUUCUGUUCUAAACCUUACUCCCAAUCCCAAUUAAAACCCCGUCAUAUUAAAAACUUACCUAAUCAUGACCCAAGAGAAAUAAUUCUUAUCUGUCAAGAAUGUUUAACUUAUCGAGCCACAAAAGCUGAUUAUUAUUGUCCUCUCACUUCCAAGGGACGAGACACUUAUGAAGGAAAUGAAUAUGAUUGUUAUUGCCAAGCUUAA
Messenger RNA from Ambispora leptoticha, 480 nucleotides. The record is from the annotation of a GenBank genome assembly. Lineage: Eukaryota; Fungi; Glomeromycota; Glomeromycetes; Archaeosporales; Ambisporaceae.